Molecule: messenger RNA, 1260 nt
Organism: Strongyloides ratti
Lineage: Eukaryota; Metazoa; Nematoda; Chromadorea; Rhabditida; Strongyloididae
Product: Armadillo-type fold domain-containing protein
Exons: 3
Coding region: 1-1260 (419 amino acids)
Source: RefSeq, a predicted model, not a curated record
AUGAAUAAUUCUACUAAUAUUAACAAACUUGAAUAUUGUGAAAAAAAUGGCAUCGUUUGCUCUACUGUUGAUAACAGCAAUGUUCAUGAAAAUGGUGGAAAUAGAAGUUGUAGUGAAAUAAAUAAUGCCUCAAUGGUUAAUUCUAAUCAUGUCAAUCGAAUUAAAAAAGAAUCUACUGCUUCUAAUAAUCGUGUUAAAAAAGAAAAUUUAAAAACUGUUCCAAUAAUUGAUUUUGACUCUCUCCAUUCGAAUGAUGAUAUAUCAUCACUAAAGUCUCACCAAUCACUUUUGAGAAAAGUAAUUGAAAUGGAUUUUGGAGAUGAACAUGAUUCUGGCACAUUUGUCUUAUCUAAAAAAACUUUGAAGACAGUUAUUAGUAAAUUGGAAAACAAGAAAAAUGAAAAAAGAAUUGAGGAAGUUGAAAUCAUCUUAUACAAGUCUAUUAGUUAUGCUUUGAGAAAAAACGAAGAAGAAUUUGAUAGAUUAGAAUUUAUGGAAAAAAUUGAAAAAUACCUUAUAAAACUUUUAAAAUUACCAAUUAAUUUCUCCUUAAGAAAAACUUUGUUUAGUUUUAUCUUCUUGAUUACUUCGCAUCCAAAUGUAAGAGAUAGUUUUGUAAUCAGAAACCAAAAAUUAGUAGAAAUGAUUGGUUACAACACUUAUAUGGAACAUUUUGUUCCAAUUUUGAUGGUAGCUAUCAGAGAAAAAAUUCCAGAUGAUGAGAGUUCUGAAUUUAGAAUUAUGGUUAAGUUAUUGUAUAAAAGAUUAUGUUCUAAUUUUAAUUACAACAUCUUACCAUUAGAUAAUUCAAUUUUUAGUGUUGAAAAUGCUGUAGAACAUCUUUUUAAUGUUGUUAAAGAAGAAGGUGUUGAACGUGCCAUGAAUAAUACAAUUAAUUAUGACAUUGUAAAAGAUCUUACAUCAAAAUUAGGUACAGUUUUUGAUGAUAAUAAUGAACAACUUUCAACUAUUUCUUUUUCAUGGAGUACGAAAAGAACAUUGUUUUCUAUUGGACUUGUUAUCAAUCAAAUUGGAUUUUAUGUUUUAAGACAUGGCACUUAUACUCCAAUGUUUGUUCAUGAAAUUAAAAUAUGGAAGAAAAUUAUUGAUUAUCUUGUUAUUUCUGAAAAUCCUAAAAGAAAUGAGCCUUAUUAUUCAAGACUGACUACGAUUUUUGGUACUUUAGAAGAUUAUAGAAAGAAAUAUAAAAGUAUUCUUGAUUUAUUUUUGAUCGCAUUAGCAAACAAAAGUAAUAAGUAG